AUGUCAACCGACGAUCAGGAUCUCAUGAAAAAAUACGUCCGUUUGAUACCGCAACAAACACAAGACCUCUUGGCCACGGGAAUAAUGGUCCUUAUAAUCCCACUUGGAUUAGUGUUGCAUCUUACAUAUGUACUACCGACUUGGUACCCAGUAUGGAGCGAUGAAUGGGUUAAGAGAUUGAUUCCCAUCAUGUUCUUUGCGUUCAAUUUGUAUUCAAAUUGGAUUCUCAUGAUGAAAGUUGGGCCAAACGGAAAGAAUACAAUACUUCCGAAUGUGGUCAAACUCGGGUUUAGGUAUUGUCAUUCUUGUCACACAAAUGCCCCACCUCGAGCUCACCAUUGCCCAGUUUGCGAUGUCUGCGUACUUCGUCGAGAUCAUCAUUGCUCAUUUGGAGGAAUCUGCGUUGGUCAUUUCAAUCAAAGAUAUUUCGUUGCGGCCAUCAUCAACCUUUUCCUAAUGGUCUCUCCGCUCACUUGGAACGCCUGGGAUUUGCUGUCGACAAAAUUCGAAAACGGAAUCACUCUUGGACGAGUUUGGCAAAUCAUGCUGCCCCAUGUUGCAUGCGUUCUUAGAUUUAUCACAUUCUACCAAUUCCUCCACGUCUUGAUCUUCGCGUUCACAUUGACUGUUUGGCUGUUUUCGGUUUAUCUCAUUGCUGCUCAAGCUUUCUGCAUUUACAACGGACAGACACGCGUUGAAUAUUUGAUGGAAGUCCAUGCUUAUCAACUCGGUUUCUUUGAGAACAUCCGUCAGGCUCUAGGAACCCGCUGGCCUCUGAUUGCAUUCUCCUGCUUCAUUCCAAUCACCGUGCUAUUCUGCUAUGCCGCAUUUGUGGCUUCAGAAGACCCGGAAGGACGAGACGAAAAAUACACCUACAAGCAGCUAUGCAUGGUCGAUGAUAAGCCAACGAUUCUUGAUGGAUUCGAUUGCCGCUACCAAGUCGCUGUUGCAAAAUGGCAAAAUUCUGUGAACACUACCGGAUGGACUUUUCUCGAAGUUGAAACGAAGGAAAAUUAUUGCCCCCAACUCCAAGCUUAUGCUGCUGGAUACCUUGAAGGACUUCUCUCCAAGACUGUCUUGAGUUAUCAUCUUCAAAAUGCUCAGGAGGGGUAUUGUACCAACUUCACCGGAUACUGCAAUAGGCUUUCCGAGUUCUUGACGACCAACCAGAACUGGAUCAAGACCACACUUGAGCAAACUGCUCCCGAUGAUCUCUACUGGGGAGCCGUCAAUCGUACCUAUCACCAGAUUUCUGGACUUAUUGACGCAUAUGAGGGACGAGAAUUCAAACCGCGAAUUACUUAUGAGCUUCAUCCAAUUCUUUAUUUGAAUUUAAAUGGCGAUUUCUAUGAUUUGGAGAAGAAAUUGAACAAGACUAGAGACCCGGCUUUCGAUCAGACCGGUGGAAAAUGCUCAGGACUCGUCAAACUUGCCCCGGGAAACGCCGAUCUUUUCAUAUCUCAAGUCACCAUGAGCGGUUUCCAGAACAUGCUUCGUGUGUUGAAACUCUACAAAUUCGGAUACGAUCGCAAAAUGUAUCCUGGAUAUGCCACUUCGUUCUCGUCUUACCCAGGACUUCUUUAUUCGUCGGAUGAUUUUGCACUCCAGACAUCAGGCCUUGCCGUCAUUGAAACAACUAUCAGUGUCUUCAACACAUCGCUUUUCGAAAAUACAAAACCAGAAGGACAACUUCCAACAUGGAUCCGCGCGAUUGUCUCAAAUCAACUCGCUCGAAAUGCUCGCGAAUGGUGCAAAAUCUAUUCUUUCUACAACUCGGGUACCUACAACAAUCAAUGGGCUGUGCUUGACUAUAACAAAUUCACACCAAACAAGCCAUUGCCAAAAUACGGCCUCUUCUACGUUCUUGAGCAGCUUCCAGGAAAGAUUGUAUACUCCGAUUUGACGUGGUUUAUUGAGAAGUAUUCUUACUUCCCAUCGUACAAUAUUCCAUUCUUCAAGGAGAUCACUGAAGCCUCUGGAUUCAUUGGACAAGCGCAAAAGCUUGGUGAUUGGUUCAAGUGGGGAGCAUCUCCAAGAGCCAAAAUUUUCGAGCGCGAUCACGUGAAUGUACAUGAUUUGGAUAGUCUUACCGCUCUUAUGAGAUACAAUGAUUACACUCAUGACGAAUUCUCCCGCUGCAAGUGCAAUCCACCGUACUCUGCGGAGGCCGGAAUUUCAGCGCGCGGUGACUUGAAUCCAGCCAACGGAACCUACGAGUUCCCAGGACAAGGGCAUGUGAACCAUGGAGCUCUUGACUACAAGGGAACCAAUGUUAAGCUGAUGAAGAAGUUGCAGUUUGUUGCUCAAGGAGGUCCAACAUGGGGAAAGGUCCCAUCAUUCAAGUGGAGUGAAUUUGACUUUAAGGAUAAGGUCAAACACGUUGGGCAUCCCGAUGAGUGGAAAUUCAAUCCAUUGGUUCAUAAAUGGGAAACCGAAAUCUAUGCUUAA
This is a messenger RNA of Caenorhabditis bovis, 2448 nucleotides long. The record is from the annotation of a GenBank genome assembly. NCBI's taxonomy places the organism in Eukaryota, Metazoa, Nematoda, Chromadorea, Rhabditida, Rhabditidae.